ACAUUAUUAUUUAUUAUCAGUGUAUCGACAGUGAAAUGUGCAAGGAUUUUGGCUGUAUUUCCAACACCAUCUAUAAGCCAUCAAAUUGUGUUCCGACCGUUAACUCAAGAACUAGCGAGGCGAGGUCACGAACUUAUUAUUUUAACUCCAAACCCAGCAUUCCCUAAAGGACUAGCACCAAAAAAUAUAAUAGAAAUAGAUGUCCACAAUGAAUCUUAUGGGGUUAAGAAUCAAAUGACGAAAGAAGCACAGGAUACUAAUACAAAUGCAUUCCAAAAGAUUGGAUUACUAUCACAGUUGUUUGCCAAAGCCUUCAAAGCACAAUUGGAAAACGAAGAAUUCAAUGCUGUAUUAAAAUUACCAGAAGACCAUUUUGAUUUGCUUCUCAUAGAAGCUUGUGCAACCGCCACCUUAGGUUUAUCGCAUAUAUUUAAAGCGCCAGUUAUCCAGAUUAGUUCUCUGGGAGCAUUAUUAAGCAAUUUUGAAUCUCUUGGAAUACCUAUGCAUCUCUUUCUUUUCCCAUCUACCGUUCGUAGGAGAACUCUCAAUCUCUCCUUAACAGAGAAACUUGAAACUCUUGUAGAAAUUGCCGUAUCUAAGUACGUUUCGAGAACGACUAGAAAUUUAGAAAAUGAUAUACUUCGUAAAAAAUUUGGUAACGAUAUUCCUUCUUUGGAUGAAUUAAGCAACAAUAUUGAUAUGUUAUUUCUAAACACCAAUCCUCUAUGGGCCAAUAACUAUCCAGUACCACCUAAUGUUAUUUUUACGGGAGGGAUACAUCUACCUGAAAGAAAGGAUCUACCAAAGGUAUGAUUUAGUAGUUUAGCUAUAAUAAAUUUAAUUACUGUAUAUAAAUGUAAUUUUAA
This is a messenger RNA of Papilio polytes (common Mormon), 866 nucleotides long. Its product is annotated as putative UDP-glucuronosyltransferase ugt-47. The record is from RefSeq and is a predicted model, not a curated record. The transcript has a single exon. Gene Ontology annotation, molecular function: UDP-glycosyltransferase activity. The coding region runs from base 235 to 813 and encodes 192 amino acids. Lineage: Eukaryota; Metazoa; Arthropoda; Insecta; Lepidoptera; Papilionidae.